Molecule: messenger RNA, 4397 nt
Organism: Cimex lectularius (bed bug)
Lineage: Eukaryota; Metazoa; Arthropoda; Insecta; Hemiptera; Cimicidae
Product: pyruvate dehydrogenase phosphatase regulatory subunit, mitochondrial
Exons: 15
Coding region: 183-2846 (887 amino acids)
Cellular component (GO): mitochondrial matrix; cytoplasm; mitochondrion
Molecular function (GO): protein binding; oxidoreductase activity
Source: RefSeq, a predicted model, not a curated record
AAACUGCUAGGGAGGUUUCAAUCGACCUGUCUCGACUCGCAGUUUGUUUCGUCCUCUCAGUUGUACUUUGUACUAGACGCGAAAAUGCUGACCUGUCUCGCCCUGCCCCCGAUUUCUCCGUCUCUCCCGUGUCGAAUGGAACUGGAGUGAUGUAGUCACGCCACUCGGCCGUCCCAUCAGUGAUGCUAUUCCGCGUUUUGGCACAAAAACGGCUCGGCCUCCGAUCCCUGAUAUCCGGGCCGGUCGAUUUCUCGGAUUUGAAGAUCGCCUCCGCCUCCGAGUCUCUGCCCAGGGAGACCCAGGUCGUCGUCUGCGGGGGCGGCAUCAUCGGAGCCUCCGUCGCCUACCACCUGGCCGAGAUCGGCUGGGGGGGCAGGACCAUUCUUGUGGAACAGACCAAGAUUGGUGGAGCACCGACAUGGAACUCUUCAGGCCUUGUUGGCAUCUUCAAGCCCACCCUGGCACAGGUCAGACUUUGCCAGACCUCCAUGGAGAUGUUCAAAGAACUGGAAUCAAAAGGGUACGACACAGGAUGGAAGAAAUGUGGCAGCCUGUGCCUUGCGAGGACCAACGAUCGCAUGACAGUCUUCCGUAGGAUGAAAGCUCUAUCUGUGUCUUGGAAUAUUGAGUGUAAAUUGGUAACGCCUGUAGAAGCCAGAGAACUUUGUCCUCUUAUUGCUAUUGAUGAUUUAAAAGGUGGUCUCUGGAUCCCAGGAGAUGGUGUGGGUGACCCUUAUAAACUUUGCCACUCACUAUUAAAAUCAGCUAUAUCCAAAGGUGUACGUAUUUAUGAGCUGUGUUCAGUUGAGAAGGUCUCUAGUCAUGGUGGAAAAGUAAAAGCUGUUGACACAAACCUAGGUAGAGUGAAGUGUUCGGCAUUUGUGAACUGUGCUGGCUUUUGGGCAAGAGAGCUUGGAAUGAAAAGCAAUCCACCUGUCAAAAUACCACAACAUCCUGUUGAACAUUAUUACCUUUUGACAAAACCAAUUCCUCCAGUUGAUCCUUUAACCCCAGUUGUUAGAGAUCAAGACGGGCAUAUUUAUUUUAGAGAAUGUAAUGGCUACAUAAUUGCCGGUGGUUUCGAACCGGUAGCAAAACCGGCUUACGUUGAUGGAAUCAUUCCAAGGAGUCAGGCCGAACGCCGAUUACCCGAAGAUUGGGAUCAUUUUCAUGUUCUAUUGGAGCAAAUAUUGCACAGGGUACCUUCCUUGGGAGAAUUUUCGGUUCAUAAAUUGACAAAUUCCCCUGAAGCUUUUUCACCUGACUGCAAAUGGCUUGUUGGUGAAGCUCCAGAGAUUGAAAAUUACUAUGUAGCUGCUGGCAUGAAGACUGUAGGCAUUUCAGCAGCUGGCGGCGUCGGCAAAGCAUUAGCGGAACUUGUGACUACAAAAACCACUUCUUAUGAUAUGUAUGAAAUUGAUAUCACCAGGUUCUUAGGUCUGCACAAUAAUACAAAAUUCUUAAAAGAACGCGUUAGUGAAGUUCCUGGACUGCAUUAUGGAUUGAUGUACCCUUUUCAUGAAUUUAAGACAGGCAGAAAUCUUCGAAUGUCACCUAUUUAUCCAAAACUUAAAGAUGCAGGUGCAGUUUUUGGCCAGGUCAUGGGCUACGAACGACCUGCUUGGUUUCAGCCAGACCAGAAGGAUGGAGGGUCGUCUUUCAGAAUAGCCACUACAAACACUUUUGGGAAGCCACCCUGGUUUGAUUAUGUUGCGUGUGAAUACGAUGCUUGCCGAGAAUCUGUAGGAAUAAGCGAUUAUUCUUCUUUUACCAAACUUGAAUUAUGGUCUAAAGGGGAUGAAGUCGUAAAAGCUUUACAAUAUUUAUGCAGCAAUGAUGUUGACGUUUCUAUUGGAAGCAUUAUUCACUCCGGUAUGCAAAAUGAAUCAGGUGGUUAUGAAAAUGAUUGCAGUCUCAUUCGUAUUGCACCAAACCAUUACAUGAUGAUUGCACCAACGAUUCAACAAACGAGAUGCAAAGUUUGGAUACAGAGGCAUCUACCUAAAGACAGUUCAGUGUCUCUGGCAGACGUGACAUCAAUGUAUACAGCUAUUUGUCUAAUGGGGCCUCUGACAAGAUCUCUUUUGUCAGAGCUUACCGAUCAAGAUUUAAGUCCAAAACAUUUCCCAUUUUUCACAUUUAAGGAAAUCGAUGUGGGCUGUGCCAAUGGCAUAAGAGCGAUGAAUUUAACUCAUACAGGAGAACUCGGUUAUGUUCUUUACAUCCCGAAUGAGUUUGCCCUACAUGUAUAUGAUAAAAUAAUCGAAGCAGGUGAAAAAUAUGGAAUUAAGCAUUUCGGCUAUUAUGCAAUGAGGGCGUUGAGAGUAGAGAAAUUUUAUGCAUUUUGGGGGCAAGAUCUUGACACAACAACAACACCGUUAGAAUGUGGGAGGACUUGGCGUGUUAAAUUCGAAAAAGGGGAAUUUAUUGGACGAGAUGCACUUUUAAAACAAAGAGAGGAAGGCGUCAGACGUAUGUAUGUUCAACUAGUGCUUACUGACCAUGAUGCAGAAACUGAACUCUGGUCCUGGGGAGGUGAGCCAAUUUACAGGGACGGGAAAUAUGUCGGUGCUACAACGACCACUGGGUAUGGAUUUACAUUCAAAAGCCAGAUUUGUCUAGGAUUCGUCCAGAACUUUGAUGAAAAUGGUGUACCACAGAGGGUGACAAAUGACUACGUACUCUCAGGCAAUUAUGAGGUUGACAUAGGGGGCAGGCUUUAUUCGGCCAAAGUUCACCUCCAUUCUCCAAACCUUCCGACUAAGUUCCCAGACAAAGAAAGAGAAGCAUAUCAUGCUACAAGAGACAAAAUGGUCACUGAGCCAAUACUUAGAGAGCUUUCUUGACACAAGGAAAAUAAAGUAGAAUAAAUAAAAGAUGGUUUUUUUCAUAGAAAAACGAAAUGACACAACAUACAUUGCUUAUGAAACUUCAUUUCUUGUUCUUGAAAUAUAAAGAUAUGACAAUACAGUUUAGGUUAACUGUUAGCUUUGCUGAUCCAAAUCUGGGGUAAGUUAAGAUGUACUUAUUAUUACUUAUUAUCUCUUAAUGACACAGUGAGCUGGCAUAUCAACCAAAAUUUGAAAAAUGAAUUUAAAAGACUGAUAGGUUUUGUUCACUCAAGACAAUAAACUUACGGAAAAUCUUUUAAAAAUUUAGGUUUAGAAAAGGAAAUAGAAAAAAUGGCUUACUACAUACUUUCAUAAUUGCUGUUAUGUAUUGUUAUAUGGCAUUAUUAUUCACAAAUAAUGCUUAUGAAACCUAUGGCAUAAAGGCUGUUUAAUGUUUUCCUCUUUGCUUCCAUAUUUUCGCCGAGUUUUUCUAUGAGUGCUUUGUAUUAAAAUAUCAUAUAUAAUAUAAUUGUAUUUUUUUAAAUAUUCUUUACGUAAACUUUCAAUUUAAAUUCAAAUAAACAUGCAAAAUUGGUGACAAUGCUCAUUAAAAAAUAAAUAAAACAACACGAUUUUCAGCAUGUUUUAACAAAGAUUUUUUAACAUUUCAAACAAAGAUACAUAUGUUCAUCAUUUUGCAGAUUUUUGUAUGUAAAUUUGAAUUUAAUUGUUAACUAAUAUUUCUUUUAAAGUUUAUGAAUCUCUAUUUAUCAUAUAUCCAUUUAAAAAACAGAGCAAUUUAAGUUUUAAGUGUUUCGCCAAAUUUUUAGUCACUUAUUUGUAUCUGUGAUACUGAGAGUAUUAGAAUUUUGCAGCUUUAUAAUGAAAAUUUAUUUAAAUCAAUUUAUUGUUAAUUGUAGCAUAUUGUUUAUUAUAUAUUGUCAUUACAAUCUGUGCCAAUUAAAAAAAAAGACUUGGAACAUUGAACUUAUUGCAAGUUACAAAAGCAAUAAUAAUAAUAAAAAAUAAUAACAUUGAUAUCACAGUGUGCCUCCUAAUAAUUAAAAAAAUACAAUACUCCUAGACUUGAUAAAGUCGUGAUAAAACAUGAUUGUACCACGCAGUUUAAAAUAAAUGUAAUUGGAUUUUUUUUAAGUUACGUAACAUGUUAUGUCUAGUUAUUUCUUUUAGAUCAAAUAACUUGUACAUUUGUUUGAUAAGGAGCGGUGUUUUCUAAGAUCAGUCAUGUUUUGUGAUAUUUAAAUUAUUACUUGUCGCUUAAACAUUUUUUUUAGGCAUGUCAUUUGUAUUUUACAGAGUGUUAGCAGUGGUAUAUAAAGUAAACUUUUAAAGCUAUUAUUGCUAAACAAUCAUUUUUUAUAUUAAACUGGAAAAAAAUUGGUGCCAUACAACUUGUAAAUUGUAUUGUAACAAUUUAAACUUAUUUCUUAGUAUUCGAUUCUAAAUCAGUUCAUGGGUUAAUGAAUAUCACAGGGCGAAUAUCAUUUUGUAAAUCAAUUUUUAUGUACAAAUUUCAAAAUACAUGGUAUAUGUUUUGUGUGUUAA